Molecule: messenger RNA, 1947 nt
Organism: Babesia ovata
Lineage: Eukaryota; Apicomplexa; Aconoidasida; Piroplasmida; Babesiidae
Product: membrane skeletal protein
Exons: 3
Coding region: 1-1947 (648 amino acids)
Source: RefSeq, a predicted model, not a curated record
AUGGACGUAACUAAAUCCAGUGGCACCGAAAACACAUGCACGGACCCAGAGAGGGUUCAAAAAUAUGCCGAACAACCAUUUACACUGGACAAUAAGCAGGAAUCGUUAUACGAGUGCCCCACUUCCGCGUGUUCAAUCGCAUCCGUUGGCGCCCAGCAAGAUGCCUACGGCAACCUAAACGCAGCCAUUUUCAAUGCCUACAGUCUCGAUAGCUCGGAUGACGAGUCGCCAGUAACACAGGAACCUUACUACUCGGGGAAAACGCCUUCCAUCGAAGGAGCGACGAAUUUCGCAACAUCGGAGGAAAAAGGAUCCACAUCAUUAACCUAUCAGCAGGUAGUGGGAGGUUAUUUUGCAGGCUCGCCUGGAACCCUGUUGAUGGGUACGGGAACUCUCUCUGAAAGGCCGAGGAAUUUCAUACCGGAAUCAACAAUGGGUGAUGCUGCGCCACUGACGCAAGACAUUACAGAGGGUCCAACAGUUGUUAUGACACCGCGCUCGUCGCGGUGUGGGACUAUGGAAGCAAAUGUAUUAAAUCCAGGUGUGUCGACAAAAGACCUAGGCAGCGAAUUGCCUGUCAUAAGGGAAUGUCACACGCCAAUGAGUGUACAACAAGGCACUCCUCUGUCGCGUAUUAGUGCGUCGACAUCCCCGGCCGUAAAAGAUUAUUCGCGUGCGGUGGAAUGCGGAAAUACCUCAGAAACAUCAUUCAUCCACGAGGGUUACGACACUAUACAGAUACCCAGGUACAGGCCCGUGGAAGUUGUGGACAAGGUGGUUGAGGUGCCGAUUGUACAUCACGUAGAUACGUACGUGCCUAAAAAGGAAAUUCAGGAAAUUGAGAGCUUCGUGAAGAAGCCGUACACAAAAUACGUUGAUAAAUUCGUAGAGGUGCCUGAAGUGCAUUACAGUGAUAAAAUAGUAGAGGUACCCGAGUACCACGAGGUAACUAAAACAGUUACCAAAGUAGAACUACAGGAACGCAUCAAGUAUGUACCCAAGGUAGAAGUGAAAGUCGUUCCCAAGUACGUAGAAGUGCCUGUUAUAAAGAUUGUCGAUAGAUAUGAGGAAUACGAAGAGGUGGAGGAAAUUAUUAAGGAGGUUGAAAAGGUCGAAAUCGUGGAUGUUCCAAGGGAGGUUGUGAAGCACGUAAUAAAACCGGUGAAGAAAAUCAUAGAGCAGGAACGCAUCAUACCAGUGAAUAAGCAUCGCGAUGUACCUGUGGAAAAGGUUAAAUUCGUCCCCAAAAUCGAAACGGUCGAAGUCAUCAGAGAGGUGCCUAAAGUUGUAGACGUUCCAGUGCCUUACAAAGUCCACAAAAUCGAAUAUGUAGAUAAACCGUACAUUGUUCCAGAAUACCGCGAUGUCCAAGUCGGGGUGCCAGUCAGGAAGAGGGUGACGCCAAUAUACCGCUAUGAGGGAGAACCUGAGAUCAUUGACCUCCCGGUUCACAAGCCCUACUUCGUUAUACACGACCACAUUGCUUUCAAACCAGCUGCUCAGCCUGUUUCCGAAAAAAUCAAGGUGGUAGGAUCUCGUCCCAUCGAUCUAAAUACCCUAACUAAGGAGGAUAGAUUAGAUGCGCAAGAACGGAUGCAAAACGCUAUCAAUCAAAGGCCAUUGGAACAUCACAAGGAAUGUCACGAAAUAUAUCACGUGAAUACGCAACUCCCUAUGGCCACCCCUAAUGAUCGAGAAUUGGGCGAGUGUGCCUCGCAGCCCCGACACGGGCAAAUUGGAAUGCCAAUUACUCAUGAAAAGCAGUUCUCUAAACCUCAGUUUGGUACACCUGAGAUGCUUUCAAGCAAUAGUAAUAGGCCAAAUGUACCAAUGGAGGCCAUCAUUUAUAUGAGGUCCCCAAGAGGACACUUAUCGCCCAUGUCAGAUGGCGGCGCGAUGGAUGUCUAUCCCCAUUCUAGCAAUAACACACCAAGAAUGGCCAAUUAG